AUGGAUACUCUUACCACUCAUCCCGCGACGGCGCAGCAAGCCAAGGCAUUCACCUCACCUUCUUCGUUGUCGUAUCCAGGUGGUACUGGGGAUCUCACUCCACCGUCUGAGAAGGAUGGACUUCAGGACGCGAAGAUGAACGGUCAGCAGCAGCUACGCCCAAUGGCAAUGGGAAACAUCGUCGCUACGGUCAACCUUGAUUGUCGCCUAGACCUCAAGACGAUCGCGCUUCAUGCGAGGAACGCUGAGUACAACCCAAAGCGAUUUGCGGCUGUAAUCAUGCGUAUUCGUGAUCCCAAGACCACUGCUCUCAUCUUCGCCUCUGGCAAGAUGGUCGUCACUGGUGCAAAGUCUGAGGAUGAUUCUAAGCUAGCUUCUCGCAAGUAUGCCAGAAUCAUCCAGAAGCUCGGCUUUGGUGCGAAGUUCACCGACUUCAAGAUCCAGAACAUUGUCGGCUCUUGCGAUAUCAAGUUCCCUAUCCGUCUGGAGGGUCUUGCGUCCAAGCAUCACAACUUCAGCUCCUACGAGCCCGAAUUGUUCCCUGGUCUCAUCUACCGUAUGAUGAAGCCCAAGAUCGUCCUUCUCAUCUUCGUCAGCGGCAAGAUUGUCUUGACCGGUGCAAAGGUUCGCGAGGAGAUCUACACGGCCUUCGAGCUGAUCUACCCGACGCUGUCUGACUUCCGCAAAGUCUAA
Cyphellophora attinorum is the source of this 693-nucleotide messenger RNA. Its product is annotated as TATA-box-binding protein. The transcript has 4 exons. The record is from RefSeq and is a predicted model, not a curated record. NCBI's taxonomy places the organism in Eukaryota, Fungi, Ascomycota, Eurotiomycetes, Chaetothyriales, Cyphellophoraceae. Bases 1 to 693 code for a protein of 230 amino acids. Gene Ontology annotation, biological process: DNA-templated transcription initiation. Gene Ontology annotation, molecular function: RNA polymerase II general transcription initiation factor activity; DNA binding.